UGCUAUAUAUACACAAGCAUAUGAUCUCUGACUAGCUAGCACUGUCUCUCUCCUUGCGUAAGGGCAUUUAGUUAGUUCCUUGAAUUUGAAGACUAGCUGUGAUUAGUUUCACCCCACCCCUCUCCAUUUCUACAUAAGCUAGCUACACACAUCCAUCAGCUGCCGAGCUAACUGUAUGCUAGUCAUGGCGGAGUGCAAAGGUAGAGACAGGUCUCCUUCCUCGUCCAUGGACAGUAGCACUCACCCGGCGCUCUCCACAGCGUCGGCGGCUUGCUGGCCGACGAGGCCAGACCUCAGCACCGACCUCCGGCUAGGGCUUAGCCUAUCGACGUCGUUAUCCUCCUCCUCCUCUCUCCAAGCGGCUGAGAGCAUCCCUUCCAUGCCAAGCAGGAACCAAGUACUCUUGAGUUGGCCGCCGAUCAAACCGUUCCUUAGGAGCGCCCUGGCCGCGUCGGCCAGCAGGCGCCGGCGGCAGCAGACACUGUUCGUGAAGGUGUACAUGGAGGGCCUUCCGAUCGGCAGGAAGCUAGAUUUGCUUUUGCUGGAUGGCUACGACAGCCUUCUCGUCAAACUCUGCAACAUGUUUAAGACCCCCAUCACCUAUGCUGACGUGUACCAACAACAAGUGCCUGGCGUGAAGGCUGCUCAUUUUCUCACCUAUGAAGACCAAGAUGGAGACUGGAUGAUGGUUGGGGACGUACCAUGGAAUCUCUUCCUGACCAGUGUAAAGAAAAUAAGGAUCACAAGGACCGAUAAAUGCUAAGUAGCAAGCUUAGUUCAUGCAGUUCACUAAAUUUUGUUUCGUUAUUUUUCUUUAGGUUAGUUGAUUAAGAUUUUGCUGGAAUCAUAUAUAGUGGGCAUGUUAAUCUGAGGUUAUCUAACUGUGUACAGUAUAUAAAAAGAAAUGUAAUCCUUCCACACUUCCACCUCCCAGGCAUAUAAUCCCCAAAUCCUGUCAUUUUUUUAUGUUUCAUUGCCUGGCUUGUAAAUACCAUGGUUAAAGAGAUAUUUUCCAUAAACUCAUAAAUCCAUUCCACCUUGGUGGAAUCAAAUAUAUGUCCUGUCUUGCUGGUAAA
Molecule: messenger RNA, 1076 nt
Organism: Brachypodium distachyon (stiff brome)
Lineage: Eukaryota; Viridiplantae; Streptophyta; Magnoliopsida; Poales; Poaceae
Product: auxin-responsive protein IAA4
Exons: 4
Coding region: 176-763 (195 amino acids)
Biological process (GO): regulation of DNA-templated transcription
Cellular component (GO): nucleus
Molecular function (GO): protein binding
Source: RefSeq, a predicted model, not a curated record